AUGCUCCGCGUGCGUAAUCGUCAAGACUCCGCUGCAACUCCAUGUUCGCACCCUAUCUCAGAUGCCAUAACGUCAAAGCUCCCAAACCCGAAGGUCUGCCCUGCUUGCUUCAUAAAGCAGCAUACGGAAACCAUCAAAGAUGUGCAACGUCGGCUGGUUGAGCGAGGUGGUGUCUUCGCCUCCAAGGAUGAGCAUGGGCACAAGUCGCUAAGGAAAGAACUACGAGACGCGAAAAUCGGUCUGACAAACGCCGUUGCACAGUUCGAGAUAGCAGUCGCAGAGGCGCAGCUACCUCCGGCAGAUCUGUCUCAUCUCCGGAAUGCGCUACUCGAGUGGGAAGACCAAAAGAUACGUCUGGCUAAGAUCCCGGGCCUUGUGUAUGUGAGUGGUGCAGAAGAGGACGAGCCCACUGAGGAAGAUCGGGAGUUGGCCAAAUUGAUGAUGGAGUUGUUGGCGAUGGUACUCAAGAAGGAGCUUACACCAGACGAGAUGGAGGAGAGAGCUGCGACCACAAGUACAGAAGCAAACCUAGAUCAUCAGCGUCCUGGUUCACAAGCUCAUGUGCCAAAGGAUCGUACUUCUAUACCGGAGACAUCAGAACUAUGUUUAGCGCCGAGCGUUGGAAACCUGCAGGACAAAGCUGCACCAAAGUCCAUCUUCAAACGCAAAAUCGCUUUCUCGUCCGCGGACUCACUCACAACAUCGCCUGUGCGCAAGCGCGUUCGAACACGCAACUUUGCAGCCGUCUCACCAGAAGCCUUAAACACUAGCAAUCCUUUUCCUUUCGCCAAACUUUCUGAUAAUAAGACGAUUCAGGCACAUCGACCUCAGACUUCUGCAGAACAGCAUCGAUUAAGGUCCGACUUCCAUCGCGGGUGCCCAAACUAUACGCCAGGAGUAUGGGCGUCGUCUGCUUUCACUGAAAAGGCCAAUACGAGUUUGUUUAAGAUACCGUGGAACGAGGCCGAAGAACAGAUGCGUAAAGAACAGGAGGAGGCAGCGGAGGAGAGGAAGAUCGCAGAUAGAUUGAAGAUGGUAGCUCAAGCUUGGACGGGUAUUUGGUGGGCAAAGGAGGUGAUGCAGCAUGUAGACUUGGAGAAGAUUCGCGAAGCUGGGUCGGGGACUAGUCCAGAAGCUGGUUCGCUCGCAUGA
Molecule: messenger RNA, 1152 nt
Organism: Dothidotthia symphoricarpi CBS 119687
Lineage: Eukaryota; Fungi; Ascomycota; Dothideomycetes; Pleosporales; Dothidotthiaceae
Exons: 1
Coding region: 1-1152 (383 amino acids)
Source: RefSeq, a predicted model, not a curated record